AUGAAAUGGAUUUCAUGUGUUGUUACUAUUACAGUUUUCUGGACUACUGCCGUUCCCACUGUUGGUAAUCUAUGUGGCAAUCGUACGUUCUGUCGAAUAUCCGAACUAGACAUUACCUCAACAGCGGAAGUAUUGAACGUUCUAGGGAAGGAAACAUCCAUCACCUACAUAACCAUUGAAAUACAGCGACUCAUAAUGGGUUCUACGACGUUUGCUACACUAUUAGUCAAAGCAUCAGUUCUCACCAGCAACUUGCUGUUCAAGAAAUAUCACGAAACGAUGCUAUUUCUUCCCAGUUCACACACUCUAGAAGUAUUAACGCUUCACCAAGCACGUAAACUGCAACUGAUUACUAUCCAAACUAACAGGCAUCUUAGACAGCUCGAAAUAACUCGGUGUGCCAUUUCGAUUGUCCCACCUUCAAUUAGCAACUUACUGUCGUUACGUGAGCUACGGUUAAAGUUCUGCUCCAUUAAAACACUAAACCUGGCAUUGCUCGCUACCUUAAAGUACUUGGAAACGGUACAGCUUGUGGGUAACAGCAUAGGAAGCAUUUAUGCACCGCAAGCUGCCAUCGUGCAGAACAUCCGCAGGGUCGACUUAUCGUACAACAAGUUACGCCAGCUAGAUAUGUCAGUAUUCAGUACCUUGAAGUUGGUGAACAAUCUCAAUCUUGCAAACAACCAGAUAUCUACAAUCGAUUAUCCACCAGGUCGAGUGGUGACACUACCACGUCUGACUUCGCUCUCUCUUGCAAACAACCGGAUAGAGAAAAUGUCCUUCGUUCAGCUGAAUGCAUCCAAUUUGGAGUUUUUGGUACUUUCAUUUAACAGGCUAGCAACCAUUCCGGAGCAUAUUGGCAAGUUUGCUAACCUCAUACAGCUAGCGAUCGCCAACAACGGGCUCGAUUUGUUCAACUUCACCAUCCUCCAACGAUUAAGUAAUCUGCAAACGCUAGAAUUGCAAAACAAUCGUUUACGAAGCAUCGAUCUGCCUAGAGAGGUACUGCUGCCCAGUUUGAAUCAGCUGUCACUGUCGAACAACCAACUGAAAAGUGUGGCUCUUGAACAGUUGAUCGCUCCACGGUUGUCCAUCAUAGAUCUGAGCAAUAAUCGUUUGCUGGUGAUACCGAACGUGUUCGAGAAAGACAUCAGGCAGUUGCAGUAUCUGAAUAUUAUGGAUAAUCCUCUGGUCUGUAGUACAUAUGAGCAAUAUAGGAAAUAUAUUCGUGCAGGGAUCAUCAUUCCGAAAUGGUUAAAGCAACAUGAGGACCUUUGCUCGACAGGAAAAUAUUUCAUUCUAAACAAAACCAAACGCGCUUGUUGUACAACCUAAACAAAUAUAAAUAAAGCAAUUUGUAAUAGGAACUUCGGUUAAUAGCUUCAUCGAGAAUCUGUCCACGGUUAUCACUGCUGCAAAUAUGAUCAGUAUUACAGCUCAAAUCUAUUCUGCGAGCCCUAACCUAACCGUGUAGUCGUUGAGCGAUAAGAGCUGUGACUUUCGGUCGAUCCUGACCACGAUUUCUUCAGAACUCGAAAAAUCACAUCUCGCACAGUUCUUGAAUCAGUUGAACACAUCUUAAAAGAAAGAAAGUCGGGAUCCUAGCGGUAGUAUGACAAGAAGCGAUCUAAUCCAAACGAAUUUCUGCAUUUGAACAUUCUCUUUGUAAAAUCUUUGUAACAUUCUCUACUGGUAAUAAAAUUAUUCAAAUAUCUAUAUAUCUGCACAUUUUAGUCAGUUCCCAUUUCUUGACCAAUCAUAAUGUGUUUAAGCAAAAGCUCUAACAACUAUGCUCCAUUCCAAACCGAAAAUAUCUUUACAGGUUUUUCCCACAAUGCAAGUGGGAUUCGCCUAGAGAAAAAUGCCCACGGGAAAUGGUCAGGAUCAAUAAUUUCUAGACACGCGAAAAACCGGUUCCGAACACACACAAAAACUGAGAACGUUGCGUGUCGUGCGCUAAUGGAAACGCACCUACGAAAUGCGUCAACCAAAGCUACGGAAAUUCGGUGUUGGAAAGGUCGCUGGUUUAGUUCUGUUGUACCCCGAAACGAAUGGUAAAGUCAUCAUUUAGUUUAAUCAGGAUAUCAGCAAACCCCCAAACUAGCGGGUUGAGCUCGGCGUCGUAAUGGAUAUUUCAGG
Anopheles funestus (African malaria mosquito) is the source of this 2139-nucleotide messenger RNA. Its product is annotated as leucine-rich repeats and immunoglobulin-like domains protein 2. The transcript has a single exon. The record is from RefSeq and is a predicted model, not a curated record. Bases 1 to 1335 code for a protein of 444 amino acids. Gene Ontology annotation, molecular function: protein binding. NCBI's taxonomy places the organism in Eukaryota, Metazoa, Arthropoda, Insecta, Diptera, Culicidae.